AUGCGCCAUGUGCGAUGCUUGUCGCAGUGUCAGUUUUAUCCUGAUGCAACAGUUAGUAUCCCUGUAAACAUUUCCUUCACUAGAGCUUUCUUAGGAGAUAAUUUUAAGGGUUUAAGAAGACGCUGUGUGAUGGCGAAACUCAACCAAGAAUCUCCUAACAACUCUAGUCCCAAAAAUUUUUCCAAAGUUUCAAAGGAUGCAAUACCGAAAAAAGAAGUGGGAUCGAGUCUUACAAAAACACUUCCGGAACCUGUUUGCAAACAUAUUGUUUUCUCUGAUUCUGAACUAAAUCCUUCAGAUACUAUGCCGGCAACUUCUAUCAAAACCGUCCAUUUACCAAAGCAUCGUACUGGAGUGAAUACGCUACCGAAUGGAAUGUCAAGAAAUUAUUUAAGCUCUGUUUCUUAUACCUUGAGGAAUUUACUCAACAAAAGUUCUUCAGAAAGUGAAUCUUCGUCCACCGAUUCUGCCCAUGAAUAUACAACUCAGAAUCCCGUUCCUAUGAAUAAUUCUUCGCGACAAAUAACAAAACAGUUGACUUCAGCAGAUGUUCCCACUGAGAAUUCUAUAGGCAGUAAUUUAGUGGCCGAUAGUGAUAUUAAUAAUUGGAAUGAAAUGUUUGAUGAAAUGCAGCGAUUGGGUUUCCCAACCACCUUUGGUCGCCCUCAAAAUAAUAGACAUGAGGUUUCGAAGUAUGUAAGGCCUAUAGACCUUUCAUCAGAUUUCUAUGAGGAUGAUGAGGAUGAUCAAGCUGACCAGUGGCUGUUAUUCUUUGCUAGUAGGCUGGAAAAUAAUCCCGCACUGCGAAACAAAACAACUAUGCUCCGUAGUCUUUCUGAUAUUGAUAUUGAAAGUCUUGGGAAAUGCACUGGAUCAUUUCCCAGUGGAUCUGUAGAACUAAAAAGUAUUGUUGAUCCAUGUAUUUGUGCGUCAUCAACUUUCUCAAGGAUGUGUUAUCUGUUCGAGCUGGCUUGUAUAUAUACCGACUACGAUCGUAUUACUAGUAAUAAUAGCUGUGGUGCAUUUAGUGAAUGGAAAUUAAAUCUACCUCGCUGUUGGGAUUCUCCAACAUUCAAACUAAAAGCUCUGUUAUACAAAUGUCGUUUCUUUUGGCGUUACAAUCCACCGAUGCCUAAAAAACCAAUCAGUUGUAAGACAAUGUCAAGCACGGACUUUGAUCCGUCAAUGGAGAAAUAUUGGGCACAAAGAUAUCGUUUAUUCUCUCGUUUCGAUUAUGGUGUUGAAUUUGAUUCUGAUGCAUUGUUCAGUGCUACACCCGAGGUAAUAGCUGCCCAUCAAGCUAAACGCAUUUAUCGAGCUCUGUCAACUUCUUCCUUUGUAAAUGGCAGUUGCACUGUUUUGGAUAUAUUCUGUGGUACUGGGUCAAAUGCCAUACAACUGGCGCAACGUGGUUUCCGAGUCGUCGCAGUUGAAUGUGAUCCUAUUCGUAUUGCAAUGGCUACACAUAAUGCCGAAAUCUACGGUGUUGGUCAUCUGAUUGAAUUUGUUUGUGACGACUAUUUCACUUGGGCAUGGAAAGAAAUUCAUUCAAGGAGUACUGCUGUUCAGUCACAAUCUCCUAAGAAGACUGAAUAUAUGGCCGCAUUUAUGUCACCACCAUGGGGUGGACCCAGCUACUUGGAUCUUGACAGUUUCGAGCUAUCUAAUAUCAAGUUUCAAAAUUCUGACACAGAUUUUUGGUCUGCUUUAUAUUUAGCCUUAGUGUUGGCUAAUGGAAAUGCAGCAGUAUAUUUACCUCGCAAUACAAACAUUGCAAACUUUGUAAAGAUUUCAACAAAGUGUGUUAAGGAAUUGAGAACUGACCCAUUGAAUAUUGAAUUCGAACUAGAUUUGAUUAAUUCUAAGGCUAAAGCUUUAACAGUUUAUUUCGGUGCUUUAGCGAACUGUAAUCAACUGACUGUUGUACCCAGUGAAUCGAGUGACUCAAGUGAAUCAGACUACAGUGAAUAA
This is a messenger RNA of Trichobilharzia regenti, 1971 nucleotides long. Lineage: Eukaryota; Metazoa; Platyhelminthes; Trematoda; Strigeidida; Schistosomatidae. The record is from the annotation of a GenBank genome assembly.